Molecule: messenger RNA, 1719 nt
Organism: Fragaria vesca subsp. vesca
Lineage: Eukaryota; Viridiplantae; Streptophyta; Magnoliopsida; Rosales; Rosaceae
Exons: 2
Coding region: 50-1603 (517 amino acids)
Biological process (GO): defense response; signal transduction
Molecular function (GO): ADP binding
Source: RefSeq, a predicted model, not a curated record
UACUUAUCUGAAUCUGAGCAAGUGCCCGAAUAUUAGAACUCUUCCAGAGAUGCCAAGCAAGAUGAAAUACUUGGGUUUCAGUGGAACUGCAGCUGAAGAAUUGCCUUCAUCAAUUUGGUCUCUCAAAAAACUUGCUAAACUGAAUCUCUCUAGCCGUGCAAGCAUUGAGCAUAUUCGCAGAAGCCCUAGGAAGCUCAAAUGCCUCAAACUCCUUCAGUGUAUUGGCCAGAUCAUUUCAGUUGUACUGCAAGAUAGCGAACAGCCUGUGAGGCUCCCAGCCAGCAUCUAUGAGUUAAAAUCUCUGAAGGAACUUGAUCUCUCUGGACCCUUUAGAAUCAAAAAGUUCCCGGACAUCUUGGAGGAAAUGGGAUUUCUUGAGUUCCUUCGUUUACAUGAUAAAGAUAUUGUAGAGGUACCCUCGUCAAUUAAAAAUUUUGUUGGGCUUAAAGCACUAGAGAUAUCUUCAUGUGCAAGCCUUGAGUUUGUCCCCAACAGCGUCUACAAUUUGAACGUUCUUGAGCAUUUCGCAGUUACAGGCUGCUUGAAACUGAAAAGAUUGCCUCCUGUGUCAGUGAUUUUGUGCCCUUUGAUAUCUGUAGACCUCAGUGAUUGUCAAUUGUUAGAAGAAAUCCCUGAUGGCCUCACCAGCUUAACCUCAUUGCAAAGGCUAAAUCUAAGUGGAACCAUGAUUCAGACGAUCAAUCCAACAAUCAAGCAAGCGUCUGGGCUCAAGUAUCUGAACAUUAGUAACUGCAAGCGCCUUCAGUCUUUGCCACAGCUCCCAUGUCUUCCAACUUUGGUGGCAAAUGCCUGCCUGACACUGAAGACGGUGUCAUAUCCAAUGGCUGCACAUACACAAUAUUUGAAUCAGAGGCAUUCAUUUUGUGGUUCUAUAAAUCUAGAUGAGAAUACAAGAAGCAACAUGAUGGAUGAUGCACGGCUCAGAAUUGCACGAAUGGCAAAUGAUCAUCUGUACUCUGGUAUCGUUACUCUAAUAUGUCCGGGAACUGAGAUUCCAAAGUGGUUCAGCUGUGAAAAGGAGGGAUCUUCCUUAAAAACCAAGCUUCCUCAGCAUUGGUUUGAUGAAAGCUUCUUGGGAUUUUCUCUGUCGGCUGUUUUGCCAUUCUAUACAGCACGUUCUGUCAGAAUUCAAUGCGAGUGCAAUCUCACAACCAAUAGCAAGCCACUCCAUCAACUUACUCUAUUUCAUAAUCAUUCCCAUAAAGCCAGGCUUGAUGAUGAACGUUCAGAUCACCUAUUAGUGGUGUACAAAUCCCUUUCACUUCCAGAUAUAGUGAAAUUGGCCACCGAAGUUUCUUUUGAGUUUUCUGCUAAACUUGAUGGCCAGUUCAUUGAGGUGAAAAGGUGUGGUGUGUGCUUUUUGUAUGCCCAAGGCCAGGAUCAUGAUUUACUGAAAUUUGAAGUCAUUGAUACAGAACAAGCUACCAGUGGAAUUGGAACUUCCGGUGAGCCUGAAUCUAGUGAAAGUGAAACUUCAAGUGAGUCUGAAUUCAGUGAAAAUGAAAAUUCUAGUGAGUAUGAAUCUAGUGAAAGUGAAACUUCUAGUGAGUAUGAAUACAGUGAAAGUGAACUUCCUAAUUAGAGAGCUUUCUUUCAAUGAUGUUCGUUAUUUCACAAAGGUAUAAUGGAAUGUAAAAAUUAUAACAACUACAUUUCUACAUUCAGUAAUAUAACAAUAAUUGUUCUGUUUUGCACUUC